This is a messenger RNA of Sphaerodactylus townsendi, 1503 nucleotides long. RefSeq names its product basic proline-rich protein-like. NCBI's taxonomy places the organism in Eukaryota, Metazoa, Chordata, Lepidosauria, Squamata, Sphaerodactylidae. The record is from RefSeq and is a predicted model, not a curated record. The annotation marks the transcript as partial. The transcript is spliced from 3 exons.
CCCCCCCCCCCCCCCCCCCCCCCCCCCCCCCCCCCCCCCCCCCCACCCCCCCCCCCCCCCCCCCCCCCCCCCCCCCCCCCCCCCCCCCCCCCCCCCCCCCCCCCCCCCCCCCCCCACCCCCCCCCACCCCCCCCCCCCCCCCCCCCCCCCCCCCCCCCCCCCCCCCCCCCCCCCCCCCCCCCCCCCCCCCCCCCCCCCCCCCCACCCCCCCCCCCCCCCACCCCCCCCCCCCCCCACCCCCCCCCCCCCCCACCCCCCCCCCCCCCCACCCCCCCCCCCCCCCACCCCCCCCCCCCCCCACCCCCCCCCCCCCCCACCCCCCCCCCCCCCCACCCCCCCCCCCCCCCACCCCCCCCCCCCCCCACCCCCCCCCCCCCCCACCCCCCCCCCCCCCCACCCCCCCCCCCCCCCACCCCCCCCCCCCCCCACCCCCCCCCCCCCCCACCCCCCCCCCCCCCCACCCCCCCCCCCCCCCACCCCCCCCCCCCCCCACCCCCCCCCCCCCCCACCCCCCCCCCCCCCCACCCCCCCCCCCCCCCACCCCCCCCCCCCCCCACCCCCCCCCCCCCCCACCCCCCCCCCCCCCCACCCCCCCCCCCCCCCACCCCCCCCCCCCCCCACCCCCCCCCCCCCCCACCCCCCCCCCCCCCCACCCCCCCCCCCCCCCACCCCCCCCCCCCCCCACCCCCCCCCCCCCCCACCCCCCCCCCCCCCCACCCCCCCCCCCCCCCACCCCCCCCCCCCCCCACCCCCCCCCCCCCCCACCCCCCCCCCCCCCCACCCCCCCCCCCCCCCACCCCCCCCCCCCCCCACCCCCCCCCCCCCCCACCCCCCCCCCCCCCCACCCCCCCCCCCCCCCACCCCCCCCCCCCCCCACCCCCCCCCCCCCCCACCCCCCCCCCCCCCCACCCCCCCCCCCCCCCACCCCCCCCCCCCCCCACCCCCCCCCCCCCCCACCCCCCCCCCCCCCCACCCCCCCCCCCCCCCACCCCCCCCCCCCCCCACCCCCCCCCCCCCCCACCCCCCCCCCCCCCCACCCCCCCCCCCCCCCACCCCCCCCCCCCCCCACCCCCCCCCCCCCCCACCCCCCCCCCCCCCCACCCCCCCCCCCCCCCACCCCCCCCCCCCCCCACCCCCCCCCCCCCCCACCCCCCCCCCCCCCCACCCCCCGUGCGCCGAUUCGCCACCAGAGGUGCAGCUGCAUGGCAACAGCGCUGCCCUCGCACCGCUCCGACCAGUAGCGAAACCGGCGUUUCCAGAGUGCGUGAGGCGCGCUUUUCACCCAAGCGCCCGGCGGCGCCCAGCUGCCGUCUCGCAGUAAUAGCGGCGGCUUCGAAGCGCCUCCCCCCCACUUUCCCUCCCUGCACUUACGCUUGUCUCCUGGGCCUCCGGUAUUCGCGAGGCCUGGGGACAUGCCCCCCUGCCCUGCGGCGCUGGAGCAGAGCGGGCAUGUCGUCAGGCCCGCCGGCGUACAUGCUGGAAGGCUAUCUGGCGAUUAAAUGA